AAUAAUAAUAAUAAUUCAGUACCACCAAAUAAUUCAGUUACUGCCAAAAUAAAAUAAAAUAAAAUCUACCUAAUAAACCUCCACAGAAAAAGGGAAAAAAGACAAAGUCGUGUUUUGUUAGAGAAGAGAGGGGAAUUUUGGUUUACAAAAAACCUCUUUCCCCUCUCAAACGAUAAUGUUGCACAAAUUUUCUUUGAUGGCUUCUUAUGGAUUUCCUUCAGGUCUUGUUUUGCAACAAGAAUAUGUUGUCAUGAAGGGUUGUCAACAAUUGAUGCCAAAACCAGAAAUUAUUAAGUGUCCUAAUCUUAGGUUAAAUUCAUCUGAUGAAUUAAGAAUGACAUCAAAAGAAUGGUUUGAUUCAAAUCAGUUUGUCAAUUUUGAUUUGUCAGCUCUAAAGCCUAUGGUUGUUGAUGUACAAGCAACUUGUCCAAGCACAGUACUUUUUAGCGCUGGUGUCGUUGAUCAAUGCACUGAGCAUGAAAACACUUUACAGCAUAUCACAUCUGAGACUGCUGAAGCAGGUAUAAGCGGUGUUCGUAAGGCUUUGCUGUCUGACUUGAUGGGUUUGCAACUUUCAGGCAUUGAUAUACCUCAAUUACCAUUACCACCUCUCGUAUACCCAAAUAAGACAUUCUACUUCUCGAAGCCUUUGCUUGAUAUUUUUCAAGAUUCAGCAUUUCGUUCAAAAAUUACAGUUCAUCCAGAUGGUCAAGUCACAUUUAUGGGUACAGAAAUUGAGAUGAAAGAUCUUCUUGCCGUAGUUGCUGAAUCAUACUUAACAGAACGCACACAUAAGGGAGAAAAACAGUCUAUGCUUGUUCCACACUUCAAUAGGCUGAUUAUAAAUGAAGUAGAGGCCAGAAGUCAUUCCUCCACGUUGGAUAUUCACUCUACACUGACUGUUCCUUUAAAAAGACCUGAGAAAGUUAAAGGAAAGCCUUUACAAAAAAAGAACAAGAAAGUAGCCAGGGAGAGGGAUCUCUUCAAGAAGAACUACGUUCAUGCAUGUGAAAGCCUUCUGUUCUUGAUGGCUAAUAAUAGGCAUCAUCGGGAAACAGCAAUUCUUUCACUGAAGAAAUCUGGCCCAGAGCUUUCCGAGCUCCUGACACAAUUCUCAGUGGGCAUUGCUGGUACUGGCCUUGCUGUUGUGCUAUCUGUGAUCUGCAAGCUAGCUUGCGGAAGGGUCCCAUUUUGUGCAUCUAAGGUCUUCAACACGGGGUUGGGUUUUGGGCUGGUUUGGCUUUCUUGUGGAGUAAAUAAGCUGAGGGAUACAAUUGUUAACAUAAACAAAAAGGCUGGAAAGACGGGAUUGAAAGAUAAGGAACUGAUUCAAAAGGUGGAUAACAGCCUAAAAGAAGUUUACUUUAGAGCUGCAGCAUUGCUAGUAGUUGCAGUGCUAAGGCUUGCUUGAGCAUUAUCUCUGAAGACACGAUCACACGCAGUUUGCACAUUAAUGCAAUAACUGUUGUGUCUGAUUUAUUGGAUGUUCAGCUUGGUGGCUGCUGAAGUGAUAGCCAAGUAGAGAGUAAUCUUGGUUUUAAAACAACCCAACCUUCACUUCAUCUUUGAAGCACGUGAUUAUGGAUGUUUGGUUUGAUCAUCACUAUGGUAUGGUUAUUUGUGAUUAGGUAGUUUCAACUUUCAAUUAUCCAAGCAAGUGACGUAAGCAUAUGCUUGGGUUAUAGCGGUAAGAUAAAUUGUGAAGUCUAAGGUAGAAUUUUGCAAUAAAAUGAACAGACUGAUUUAGUGAAAAUGUUAUCAGGUUUUCCCUUUCCUCA
Messenger RNA from Trifolium pratense (red clover), 1778 nucleotides. RefSeq lists its product as uncharacterized. The record is from RefSeq and is a predicted model, not a curated record. The transcript is spliced from 5 exons. NCBI's taxonomy places the organism in Eukaryota, Viridiplantae, Streptophyta, Magnoliopsida, Fabales, Fabaceae. The coding region runs from base 176 to 1411 and encodes 411 amino acids.